CCGUGCAAGUGGGACCUUGCCCCCGGUUUCCAGCAGGUGAAGCUCCCCACCAAUUGACUGGAGUCAUGGUUCAGAGGGCUCACAAUGGCGCUGACUAGGAUAGGUCGCAGUCUUCUAGUGCGCGCAGAGACGGGGCUAGCGCCUCUGUUUGUUCGCCGGGUGACAGUGCAGGCAGAGACUUCCACCGAUGGCGGCAGCGCCGGGGACGCCAUGCUGCCGGUGGGAAUCAUGAAGGGGGAAAUUGGUGAAGUAUCCGGUGUGCCGAUGGAGCACUUGAGGAGGAGGGUGGUGAUAUUCCAGCCGGCGAAAGUCGUCACUCAAUCUGGAUCGUCCAAGUGGAACAAGUGGGGGAUCACCUUUCUCUCAACGAAGAAGUGGGAGAACCCGUUGAUGGGAUGGACGUCUACAUCGGACCCAUUGGCGAAUGUGGGGGAGGCCGGGUUAUCCUCUGACAGCAAGGAGUCCGCCAUGCAAUUUGCAGAGAAACAUGGAUGGGAUUUCGAGGUCCAGGAGCCAGUGAAGACACCCAAGUCCUAUGCCGAGAAUUUCAAGUGGAGGGGUCCUGUACCGCAGAAUUGAGCGGAACGUCGCGCAGGCAAAUCUGAUGCCUGCAUGUUUGUGUAAAUCCAUAAACCUGUUAGAAUGAUGCCUAUUGUAGU
This is a messenger RNA of Chara braunii, 659 nucleotides long. NCBI's taxonomy places the organism in Eukaryota, Viridiplantae, Streptophyta, Charophyceae, Charales, Characeae. The record is from the annotation of a GenBank genome assembly.